GCUGAUAUUUCAUUGGCUGCGUCAGCAAGCGACGUCACAGUGGUACAAUAUACACGAUCGUCGGAUACCAUAAGGCUAUCGCCAGGAAGGUCUUGAUCAGGAAAAGUAUCAACAGAUGACUGAGAGACUUCGACGAGGUUAGCCCCCCUACAGCCGAUCCGUGAAUGAACUUAUUUCUUGAGAGACAAAAUUGUUUUGAAGAUUUCCGUUUGGUGUGUUUCUGCUAAGAGAAUGUCAGUUCCCAGCCUAAAAAAGCUUAACUUAAAGAAGGCAGCGGAGAAGCUUACAUUCAAAGAAGUAUUAGCGCUCAUUAGCGAUCUCAACUUUCCAGAGGAUAUUCUCCUGCAUCUCCUUAAGGUGUUGGCUGAUAAAACAAAUGCAGAACUUGAGCAUUUUGAUGAAGAAAAGGACUGCUAUGUAAAUAGCGAGGAGAGGCAUUUAUGUGGCAUUAUUUGCUGCAAUGAAUUUAAAAAAUUAAGUGCUCCUGUAGUAAGACUGAGAGAUGAAGAAAAAAUAAGCCAAGAACAAUAUUUAUACUAUCUGUUUUCAAUUGACCAGUACUAUGAAACUGAAAAAAAUCAGCCAGUCCUUGUGCCCAUUCGAGUUGAGGUGUUGAGAAACCUCAUAAAAUAUGCCCUAGAUCUAGAUGAAGAGCAAGAGAUGAGCCAAAACGGCUGGACAGUUAGUGAUUUUUGCAGGCCAUACUACGGAUCAGCAUUUUACCAAAAAUGUAUUCAAUUCACAGAGAGCUUACCCUAGCUGAAAAGGACUACUCUCAGUCACCAAUUCUCUCCUGAAUUGUUUGACUUCCACUGAGAAUGCUAUGUUCAAAAUGACUAUUCAUUGUCAGUUUCGAAAUUUAGCGUUCAAAAAUUACCUAUGUAGUUACAUUAUGUAUGUAGCAGCAAAGAAUUUUUUGCAGGAUUUUAUCCAAAUUGCCAGGAUCAAACACUGCAAUCAUUUGGAUUUCCAUCGAAUCAAAAUCUUCCCAGUGCUUCUGUGGUGCCUCAAGCGUUGUUUCAUUAUCCUUCGGAAAUUCGUCAAUAUUUCAUGAGAAGUUUUUGAGCAUUUUCUUCAAAAUAACAUGUCAAUUUUCUAAUUUUAAUUUUUGUUUCUUCCAUUAACUUUUAUACUUUCAAUAUUGUUUCAUCAUUGUGAGAA
Bemisia tabaci is the source of this 1161-nucleotide messenger RNA. RefSeq lists its product as uncharacterized. NCBI's taxonomy places the organism in Eukaryota, Metazoa, Arthropoda, Insecta, Hemiptera, Aleyrodidae. The record is from RefSeq and is a predicted model, not a curated record.